This is a messenger RNA of Girardinichthys multiradiatus, 10251 nucleotides long. RefSeq names its product apolipoprotein B-100-like. NCBI's taxonomy places the organism in Eukaryota, Metazoa, Chordata, Actinopteri, Cyprinodontiformes, Goodeidae. Bases 51 to 9974 code for a protein of 3307 amino acids. The transcript has 26 exons. Gene Ontology annotation, molecular function: cholesterol transfer activity; low-density lipoprotein particle receptor binding. Gene Ontology annotation, biological process: cholesterol transport; lipoprotein transport; cholesterol homeostasis. Gene Ontology annotation, cellular component: low-density lipoprotein particle; very-low-density lipoprotein particle; mature chylomicron. The record is from RefSeq and is a predicted model, not a curated record.
CUUCAGAGAAAGAGGGAGACUCUCCAUAUCCUGCAGGAGCUGAGCCCAUCAUGUGGGGUAACAAGCUCUGCCUUUUGCUUCUUCUGGGCACCUACACUCUAGCCCAGCAAGAUGUAGGAGGUUUGGAGGAACAAUCUCCCGUUUGCUUUUUGGCCAAAAGAUACAGGAACUUCAGACGAUUUGUGUACAGCUAUGAAGCUGAGGCCCUUAACAGUGUAAAUGGAGCCUCAAAUGACAAGAGCGGACCCGGAGUCUCCUGUACAGUUGAAAUCGAAGUGCCCCAGACGUGUCGCUUCAUCCUCAGAACACCAGAUUGUUCUCUGAGGGAGAUCUCUGGCGUGGACCAUGACGGAAAACCAGUGUACCGUCCCGCUGCGGGGACCGAGGAUUUCAGAGCCGCAAUGGCCAAGAACACCUUGAAGGCUGCAGUGGAAGGAAACACCGAUGUUAAGCUGUUCCCUGAAGAUGAUGAGCCUGUCAACAUCCUGAACAUCAAGAGGGGAAUCAUCUCCGCUCUCAUGGUGCCUGAAACGGACAAGGAGGAGACCAAAGAAAUGCCCACCGUGCAUGGAGUGUGCUCCUCCGACUUCACCAACAACCUCGGACUGGACGGUGCAACUGAAAUGACCAUCAGUAGGGAUCUGUCCAAAUGUGAUGGCUUUGUAGCCCGUAGACAGAACACCAGCCCUCUGGCCCUCAUCUCUGGCAUGAACUACCCUCUGUCCAAAAUGAUAAGCAGUACUCAGACCUGUAACUACAAGUUUGACAGGCAGAAGAAGCACAUGACCAGCGGAUCCUGCAUGGAGAAGCACAUCUUCCUACCUUUCUCCCACAAGAACGAAAAUGGACUUUCUGCAGUUGUGAGCCAGACUGUAACGCUCAGAGGAACUUCCAAUAUCAAUGACCGAAUCUUUGACCACAAUGAAGCAAGUUUCAAGCCCCUGUCUAUGGAUGUUGCAAACAACAAGUCCCCGGUACAGACGAAGGACGCGGUUAUUGACACAAUGCAGAAGCUGAACACUCUGUCUGAGAACAAUGAGGACGAGGAACGUGCAACCUUUUUCCACAAGCUGGUGUCUGAACUGCGUGGCUUGAACACCGACGUCCUCAGCUCCAGUGUGGAUGAGAUGAUGUCUGUCUCCGCUAUUCUUACCUGGCAAGCUCUGGUUCAGUGUGGCACCCCAGAAUGCACCAGCGGUAUGCUGAAGAUACUCAGAAACUUUGACCAUGCUGCAUAUGAUGUUGAUGCUUUCGUCUAUACCCUGGGAAUGCUGUCAAACCCCUCACGCCUGAUGGUCCAAGACUUGCUGGCAAUGGCUCAGUACAAACAGAGCAAACCCAUCAUGUAUGCACUGAGCAAUGCAGCCCGGAGACUUUACAAAGCUGAGGGAGUCACCCCAGAGAUCACUGAUGUUAAUGAGUACAUGGCAUCCCUCCUGCGUGCAGACUGUGCAGGCGAAAAAGAGCUGACUUUUCUGAUCCUGAGGGUUGUCGGCAACAUGGGAGAUGCAAUGGAGGCAGCUGACCCUAAAAUUAAGAACACCCUGCUGAAGUGCAUGAGACAGCCUGCUACCACUUUGUCCGUGCAACUGGCAGCCAUCCAGGCCUUCAGGCGCAUGUCUGUGACCGAUGAGGUCCGCUCAGACCUCCAGAGAGUCAGCCAGUACUCCAAGGGCGUCGUGCAGAAACGCCUGGCAGCUUACCUCAUUCUGAUGAGGGAUCCCCAGGGCAGUGACUUUGACAUGGUGAAGAAGCUACUAACCCAGGAGCAGAACACGCAAAUCAAAGCUUUUGUGUCCAGCCACAUUUACAACAUCAUUACCUCAACUGAAUUAGAGACAAAAAAGCUUGGUGACAGAAUACUCAAUGCCUUGAAGGACACUGAUAUUUCCACUCACAGUGACUACAUCUCAAAGUCUCGCAACUAUAAACUGGGCGUUGCACAUGAGAACAUGGAGGCCAGCAUUCAGGGCAAUGUCAUUUUUGAUCCCAGCAACCAGUUACCAAGGGAAGUCCUAUUGGAAACAACCCUGAAAGCCUUUGGUUACAGCUUGGACAUUUGGGAGCUUGGCAUGGAGGGAAAAGGCUUUGAGCCGACCAUCGAGGCUCUGUUUGGAAAGAACGGCUUUUUUCCUGACACCGUUUCUAAGGCUCUGUACUGGGCGGAGGGCAAGAUGCCACCGGAGGUUCAAGAAGUUCUGGAAAAAUGGAUUGCCCCCUUAAAAUCAGGAAAACCAAGUGUUUCUGAAAACCUUUUGGGAGAAAUUGCUCACAACUUCAACAAGCUGCUGAACAAUCUCCAGAGUCAGGGGUCCCCAGAGGCUAUGGCCUAUCUGAAGAUCAUGGGAGCUGAACUGGGUUACAUCAAGGCCAAUGAUUUGAAAUUUAUUGCUGAAAAUGCAAUCAACACUGCAAGAGCUUUCGCACAACAUGCUAAGUUUCAGCUUAAUAGAUUGCCAAACUUUGACACAGAGAUGUUUGCACACUACAUCUUCAUGGACAACAAAUUCAUCUUGCCAACAGCAUCUGGUUUGCCCAUGACAUUCGCUCUGUCAGGCACAUUUGCUCCUGGUGCAAAAGGAGGCCUUCACAUUUCCCCAAACAUGAAGGAGCUGGUCUUCAGUCCAUCUGUUGGAAUUGAGUUCAUGACCCAGAUAGGAGUGCACUUCCCUGAAUUUGUAGCCUCUGCUGUUGAGAUGCACACCAACAUCUUCCAUGAGAGUUCCCUCAACGCCAAGAUCACCAUGGAGCAGAACGAGCUUAAGCUCUCCAUACCAGCUCCAAAGGACACCACAAAGCUCUUCAGAAUCAGCAAUAAAAUUUGGAUUGUUGGUGCUGAGAAGGCCACAAGGAUCCCUUAUAGGCAGAGCAAAUCAAAGUGCAGCCCUCUCUUCCCUGGAAUCAAAUCCUGCACCAAGAUGCUUUACGCGGACGCCCUUGACAAGAAUGCUGCUCCUUACUUCCCCCUGAACGGAGAGACGAUGUUUGCCAUUGAUAUCGAACCUACUGAAGAGAUCUCUGAGUACACAGCCAGCGUUGCCUACAAACGUCUCAGUGAAGGAAAGGAUGGCCGCCAGAAGGUGGAUUCCUUGCAGAUGACCCUGAGAGCUGAGGGUGCUAAGCCCACAGAGGCUACAGCCACCAUAAAAUACAACCAGAACAGGAAUGUCCUCACUACUCAAAUCCAGAUUCCUGACAUUGAUGUUGAGGCUGGGAUUAAGAUUGGCAUGACAGACAGCAGUGUAAAAGGCAAAUCCCUCACCAUUGAGUUUUCCAACAAAAAUGUGCCACAGCUAUCCCUGACUGGUCGCGCCAAACUUCAGGCCAUGAAUGAUGGAUUACUUCAGGUUCAACUGCUGGUUCCAUCGCUGAAGAUUGAUGCCACCCUUGGUGCUACUGUGACCAAAGACAGUGGGCUCACCAUGCAGAUCAAGAGUGAUAUCAAGCUCCCAGAGAUUUCCUCCGUUCAGGCAGUCACCUUCAAAUAUGGUAAGGAGGAGGCUGAGGCCUAUCUGACGUCCAAUGUGAAAGCUGACACAAAGAUCCCAGUGCAUUACACUGAAGCCCUCCAGACUUGGCUCAGUCGGCUGGCCGAGGACCUCAUGGAAAAGAAGGUUGUGAAGACCGACAUGAAACUGCGUCACAUUGUCAAUAAAGGAAUUGAGGCUAGCAACAUCUGGAUCAACAAAAUCUCUGCGGAUUGUCCUCACAUGAAGAAUCUGAUGAACAACAUUGGGAUGGUGGAAAUGCCAUCAGUGCCUCAAAUCUUAUUCAUGAAUUUUGAGAGCAAACUCAGAUACCAGUUCAACCAGAACCGUUUCAUGAUGACCAUCCCUCUGCCUCUUGGUGGAAAAUCCUCUGAGGAACUCAGGAUUCCACCUGUUGUCACAUUCCCACACAUUUCUGUGCCUCAGCUGGGCCUGGAGUUUACCCCACGGGAGAUCCAAAUUCCAAGUUUCACCAUCCCAUCUGAACAUGAUCUCACUCUGCCUCUGAUGGGGCUGUUGGAAGUGUCUGCCAAGGUCAACAGUAACUAUUAUGACUGGGAGGGACUGAUUACAGCUGGCAAUAAUACUGCCAAGUCUCCUGAAUACGUGGCGAAGUUCAGUGUCAUGGCUGAAAGUCCAAUCAAACUGCUCUCCUUCUCAACUGAGGGAUCCACCAAAAUCACAGACACAGACAGGGAAACUAUUGAAGUCACACUCAAUGGAGUCCUGAAACACAUGCUCAUCAACACAGGUUUCAGCGUGCUGGAAAGCAUUGCUGUCACAGACAAUGUACUGACAACAGGUCGUUACAGCAUCUACGCUACUGCUGCUCCAGUGGGUCUUGACACAUCUAUGACCAUUACCACCCAGUUCAAGCUGGACUCAGACACUUUCUUUGGAGAUGUUAACACAGAUGGCAGUAUCGCCAUUGGGUCUAAGGUUGCCACCACAACUUAUCUCUACACCAUCUCUGUUGAGCCAGCCAAGAAAACAGCAAAAAUGAACAGUGCGCUGAUGGUAAAGUGCGACUUGAUGAAGCUCUCCCACAAGAAUAAAGCAUCUUUUGAAAAUGCUGAGUUUCUGUUUGAAUCAACCACCAGCAUGGAUUCUGACCCGGUCAAGCACACCACAAAAAUUAAUCUAAACUACAAGGAUGUCAAACUCACCAUUCAGUCUGACUCUGUGACCAGGGCUCUUGAGAGGAUGAUUCUUAACCAGAUGGCGUUCUCCAUGUCUGAAGGACAGGCUUCCCUCAGGAUCGAGAACCAAGCUGAUGAUACACAGAACCGUGUGUACUCCUUGCUUACUGGAACAAUGAACCCCUCUGGUUUGGAAAUCAAUGCUGAUGCCUCCGUGAAGAUCUUCUCUAGCCUCGCUUCUCACAAAGCAACCUUGUCACUGAACUCAAAGGGCUUGACCACCAGCUGCACAACAACUGCCCAGCACAGUCCAUUAACAUUUGAGAAUAUUUUCCAUGGUGGAAUUGGCUCCUCCGGUGCCACCCUGUCUCUUAAAACAAAGGGAGCCGUUCAAGACAACAAGGCAGAGCUCAAUGUUGAGGGGAAGCUUUCAACCACAGAAGUAUAUUUCAACAGCAUGUAUGAAGGUAGCCUUUUUGACAUCAGCGGGCGGAACAGAGUGAAUCUCAGGCUGAAUGAAGAUGGACUGGUCUUCUCUAACAACAUGGUUGGAUCUUUUAGGGAGAUGAGGACCGAAAACACCCAUUCCCUGUCUCUUACUUUAAAAUCUUUUACCCUACAAACCAAAACUGACAACUUCCUUGACAAGAGCAACUCUUACAUGCAUGAUAUCACGGUCAACAUGGGACAUUUUACAGCCUCAGCCAUGGUGAAAAAUGUACUGAAAGUGAUGGCAGUCACAUUUGAGAAUGAUGCCCAAUUCAAGGCAGAACCCUACAGCAUGGAGCUGGCUGGGACACUGAAGGGAAGCUUCUUAGAGGAAGAGCUCAAGCACAUCUAUGAAAUCAAGUUUGCUGAUUUAGUCCUGUCUGCAAAGUGCAAUACCAAUGGAAAACUCCUGGGAUCACGCAUGACACAUAUCACUGACAUGGAAGUUAAUGGUCUGACUAUCAAGUUUAGCAAUGUGGCUAACUUCAACUCACCAUCUCUUCUUAUGGACAGUAUCAUUAAAACCACUGCUGCACCCUUUACACUCAACGUCGAUGCCAUUUUCAACUCAAAUGGAGAGGUGUAUCUAUUUGGAAAGCAUAGUGGAGAACUGUACAGCAAAUUCCUCUUGAAAGCAGAACCGACAGAAUUUGAACAAUCAUUUGAGUACAGAGCUUCAAGCAGCCACAAGGUGAUAGACAGACCUACUGUGAAGACCAACGUGAACAACAAGCUCAACAGCUUGCUAAGCCUGGGAGAACAAAUGGUCACACUGGAGAUGACAUCCACUGUAAAUGAACACACUUUCAAACAGAUGUUGAGUGCCAAAAACAACGCAGAGAGAAUUGCUUUUGAGCUGGAGGGAGAAGUUUCCACUCCCCUCUUCAGUGAGGCCAGGCAAGAUUAUGCCAUCUCUGGAUUUGUGAAGUAUGACAAGAACAGUGACACCCAGUUCAUCCAAAUCCCUUUCAUUGAGCACCUUCCCACAGUCAUUGAAAAUGUGAAAAGCACAAUGAUUAGUCUAAUGGACCACAGCAUUAAGAUGCUCAAAGACAUCAACACCAGGUAUGAAAUCAAUGCUAAGUUUCAGGCCAAACUUGAAGAACUAAAAGAAGCGAUUAACAGUUUCGACCUUGGCCUCUUUGUCCAAGACCUGAAAGGGUUUAUCACAUCUGUGGAGAAUUUCAUCAUCAAACUGACAGCCCAGCUCCCUACUGACAAAGUUAUUAAUCUGCUGAAAUCUAUCAAGGACACUGUUGUGGUUGAAAUGAAAAAAUAUAACAUUCCAACAAGGUACAAUGCAAUUUAUUUCAAAAUAGAAGAGUUUCUCUCCAACUAUGAGAUUGAAAAAAUGAUUGGGGGCAUCAUGGAUGAAGUUGUAAAAAUAAUGAAGCAGUAUCAGAUCAGGGAGAAGUUGCAACAAACAUUUGAGGCUCUCAGAUCUAUUGAUAUCCAGCCUCUAUUUAACAAAUUUAAGGGGCCGGUGACAGAGUUUGUGAAUGAGCUUUAUUCAAUUGACUUCAAACAGCUUAUUGAUGACAUGAGUGGCUUUUUCACAAGAAUGAUGCAGAAAAUUAAGUCAUUUGAUUAUGAAACUUUCACUGCGGAGCUGAAAGACAAAGUUACAGAGAUGAGCAAGAUUCCUAGCUUUGGCAAACUCUAUGGUGAGUUUAAAGUUACUUCACCACAUUACAGCCUCACGACCACAGCUAAGCUGGAGAACACCACAACCACACCAGCCACACCAGAGUUUAAAGUUAGCCUGAACUCACAGGCUGAUUCUACUCUAAAAGAGCUAAACUUCACUGUGGAUGCCUCUGCACAUUUUGCUGCUCCUAAAAUGAGCCGUCUGACCAUCUCUGAAGCCAUUAAUGUUCAGCAGUCAUCCUUCACACUUGACCACAAGGGCACAAUGAAUCUUUAUGGCCUAUCAGCACAAGUCUCUGCCGAAACCUCUGCAAAAGCAACCACUGAGCCCUAUAUGGCAGAGCUUGUCAACAGUGCAUUCUUUGCUCUGGAAAACGGAGUUUCUGCCAAGAUGGACACUGUCUACAAACAUGACCUCAAGUUUCCACCCCUCAGCAUCUUCAGUGAAAUGGUGAUUGAUCAAAAGACUCUCUUUGGGCUCGAAGAUGCCAGCUUCCAUCUCACUUUUAAUAAUCUGGCCAAUAAAAAAUUUAGAAUUUGGCAUUACUCAGAUGAAGCAAACCACAAGAGUGACAUCAAUGUAGAAAUGGAUCUCCAGAACACCAAAGUGACCUUCACUGGUGACACAAGUAGCAGCCUUUUAACGGUUAAGGAAAGUUUUGUUGCUGAUAUUAGUACUUUCCGACAUGUCAUAAUUGAUGCCAAAAUUGAGACCGACACACCUUUCAUGGAGGGCAGUGUGGCAGAGGUUAAGCUUCAGGCUAAGGCUGAAGACAUGAAAAUUGAUCUCACAGCAUCUCACAAUGCAAAACUGAUUGGUAGGAUUACAGGAACCCUUUCAAGCUCUGUCCUCACUCUGAUCUCAGCCACAGAGCUUACAUUUAAUAGUAAGAACAAAGGAAAGGCUAUGUUUUUUCUUCCAUUCAAGCAGUCUGUAAACAUUGACCUGCAGAAUGACGCUGAUUUUACUCUGAACUCAGAAAUGCACCAAGGAAGCUGGACAGGUCUGGCCAAGCUCAACCAAUACAAAUACUCACAUUUGUUCUCCAUGGACAAUGGCGAAAGUGAAAUUAACAUCCAAUCACGAAUCAAUGCCGAGGCAAAUCUUGAAGUGCUGAAGACACCUAUUACUAUUCCUGAAAUAACUCUACCAGUUAUUGGAAUGAAGACAGAAAGAGUGGAGUGCUUUUCUCUGUGGGAAGACACUGGCCUGAACUACAUCCUAAAGACAACUCAGCAGACACUGGACAUCAACUCCAAACUGAAAUACAUUAAGAACCCUGAGAUGAUCACAAUUGACAUAAAUCUGGAUCCAGUCAUCCGUGCCAUUAAUAUUAACACGAGGGCCCUGCACAAGAAAAUGCUCAUUGGCAAGGAUAAGGCCGCGACCAUUCUUGCUUCAUCUUAUAACAAAGCAAUGUCAGGGUAUGAAACAUACAGCAUUGAGUUGCCUAAAACCAUUGUGGUCCCUGCCUACAAAGUUCCAGUCAUGAAUAUUGAGAUGUCUUCUUUCACAAUUCCCCUGCCUGAUGUCACACUUGUCACUGUGCCCUCGCUGCACAUCCCAUCUGCACUCCGCAAGCUGACAGUUCCAAAAAUCACCCUACCCAAGGUUCAGAGCAUCAAGAUCCCAAUGAUGGGUGACCUGACUUAUGAGUUCUCUAUGGAAACAGCAAUGAUCACACUUAAAACUGAUGCCAGCAUCCUCAACCAGGAUGGCCUCAAGGUCAAAUUUGAUGCCUCCUCCUCUUCUGGGUUUGAAAUUCUGACGGGAAAGAUUGAGGGCAACACCAGUGUUAACACAGUGGGUGAAUUUAAAAUGGCCUCCCUCUUCUCUGUAAAGCACUCGAUGCUAGAAGGAAAUCAUAAGAGCACUGUCACCUUGAGUUAUGAAAAUGUAGAUACCUCUGUGAGCAACUCAGCAAAGGUCAAUUUGCCUUCACUCACUAUGGAAAUCAACCAGGAAAUUAAGGGAAAUCCAGGAGAUGGUCUUGUUGUCUCCAUGUCCACCACUUCUGCAGGACUCCUGGGUGUACAGAUGCAGACCAAGCGGCCAGCACAAAUGAAAGCCAGACUCUAUGGUUGCUACCCGACUGAACCAACAAGAUACGUCAACAUUGUGGGUCUCAAGAUGUCUGUAAAGGACUCUGAGCAGCUAAACCUUCAGACAACCUGGAAUAUGGAGAUGCCGUAUGAGAUGAUGCUGGGACUGAAGAAACAAGUGCCAGGAGCCAUGGAGAUGGUUUCUGAUCCUGCAAUCAAGACAUACAACAAGAUCAGCAGGCAUGUUAGGAGUUUUAAAGGCUCGUUUGAAAAGUUCAGGAAGAAGGGUAAAGCAAUGUUCAUGACGGCUGUUGAAAACUUAGCUGCAGUUAGUUCUUCUGAUUUUAUGACAACUGUCACAGAUAAGACCAUAAAACUUCUCAAAGAGUCCCAGAAGAAGGUUGAGCUUGUUCUUGAUGUUGUGAUUAAAUUCCUGAGACAGACCAAGUUCCAGAUCCCUGGCUAUGAACGAAAGCUCUCUGGACUUGAGGUCUACCAGGAAUUCAGCACUUUUGUCGCUGAUGUAUCUGAGGAGGCUGUUGAAAAGCUUCCUGAAUACUUUGCCUCCACCUUUGCAUCAGUCUUUGAUCAUGUCCAAACUGUAGAAUUCACCAUCCCUGGCUCUAAUCGCGUCAUCACUGGGAAAGAACUAUGCGAUGACUUGGUGGUUGCUCUGAGGAAAAUGCAAGAACAGCUGACUGUUAGCAUGAGGAAACUUGGAGACAUCAAGCUGGAGGAUAUGAUUAAGAAAUUAUCAGGGUUCAUGCAAUUUAUUGUUCAACAAAGUGAAAACUUUAUCCAAACUCUAAAAACUCAUAAUUUUGAGAAGAUCAGCAGCUUUCUGGUGGAUGCAUACAAUGAUGCCAUGAAUUCCCAUUUCCUGGCCGGUGUUGCCGAGCAGAUUGAUGAGGUGCACAUAAUCAUAAAGGAAUAUCUUGAAUCUGUGAUCAAUAAAAUCCACAGCAUCAUGGCUGACAUGUCAACUGAACAGCUUAGAACAAGCAUCCAGUCUUGGAUUGACUUGUCAGUGAAACGCAUCAAUGCUUUCCACAACAGUGUCAUUAGCACCCUCAAAGAAACAAGCAAGGAUGUUGAACCAUAUGUGAGAGUAAGUGACAGAAAGAUUGAUGUUGACAUUCCUUUACCGUUUAUUGUCAGACUCAACUAACUCGCCAUAGUAACCAAACUCAGAGAGACAUAUUUGAAUUAACUACCUUUCUGUUAUAACCAGCCAAUGCAAUAGUUAAUUUAUGGUAAUAACAAAAACUAAACUUUACAUUUAUAUGGAUGUCUGUUCUAACUAUGCUAGUCUUUGUGCUGUUUUCCACAUAAUUUAGUUGUUUUUUUUCAUGGUAGAUUAACAAUUGUUCUGAUCCAACUGUGCAUCCUUUGUGUCUUGUACUAUUUAAAACCUACAUGGUCAUCAAUAAACUGUUUGUACUGCA